AUGGCAACUCUCAGGGGCACCACUCAGGACUAUGCAACUGCCAUCCAGCCCUCUGAAAAUGAUGGCGUUUUUGGUGUAAGCUCUGAACUCCUCAGGGAAUCACCUAUCAAGAAUACCAACUCCUCCAACGCCGCACUGACUGGUCCCCUAGUCUGGUCCGGAGCAGACUAUCAGGGGGACCAAGCUUACACUCUCCGUCUUAGCGGCGAGGAAGCUAAAGAAGUCGACAGAGCCCUCGCUAGUUUCAAAACUCUUGGGCUCGACGGCGACGAAGUCUCCCCUGACAACUUCCCUCUCCCAAACCUGUCUCGUCGUUUGUGUGCGAGCGCCGAGACUCUUCAUCUCGGAAGAGGCUUUGUUGUCAUUCGUGGCAUCGAUGGCCAGAAAUACUCUGUUGAAGAUAGUGUUACUAUCUUCUUGGGUGUAGCUGGCUACAUUGCUGACAAACGCGGGCUCCAAGACCGCAAGGGUAACAUGCUAUCUCACGUAACCGACUCGAAGCAAUGGAAGACUCCUGCCGACGCGCGUCAUGGUAUUCAUACCAAUGGAUCUCUGCCUUUCCACACUGACAUGGGAUGUGAAAUCCUAUCCCUUCAAGUUCGAGACAGCGCCAACAAGGGAGGAUAUACCUAUCUCAGUUCAGCCUGGACUGUCUUCAACGACCUGCUCAACCGCGAGCCGGAAGUCAUCAAGACACUCCUGACUCCCGACUGGCCUGUUCAGCUAUCGGGACGUAAGGCUUCAUACUAUCUCGCUCCUGUCUUGACAUUCCACGAUGGCAAACUCCUCGCGAGCCUCGACCCGCAUCGCCUCGGGCCGCACCCGAGCAUGACGAACUCGAACAUUCCCUCUCUCUCAGAGGCUCAAAUACAUGCCCUUGAAGCUGUCUCAGAGGCUGCCUCUCGCGUUGAGUUGCAGCUAAAGCUUGAGACUGGAGAUCUCCUGUUCUUCAACAACCUCGCCCUCGUCCACCGCCGAGACGCCUACACUGACGACGAUAACUCGUCUCGUCACAUGGUUAGACUCUGGCUUCGUAACCAGAAAUACGGAUGGGCAAUUCCCACGGGCAUGCUCCCUCCUUGGGAGGCUGCCUAUGGGGAGAACCGCAAGAUCAAGGCUAGGCACUACCCUAUUGUGCCUAUGGUGGAAUACCCUGUGCAGAAGUACAAUACCAGCUCUGCAGCCUUUAUGAUCGAGGACUCUGAGACUUCAGAUGAGGAGUAAUGAUUCUCAGACAACUACAUGCUUUUUGAUUUUGUCUCUGCUCUGAGACUCCCAGUCAUUUCCGAGUCAUAUCAUGUUUUGGUUUAUCAAGAGUUUUGAGAGUCUAUUUACUGCCAUUUACUUAGGAAUAGCCUACUAUAGGUCACUAUGCAAGAACAUAUACUAGCUAUUAGUCGCUCAUUGGAGAAUACAACCAACAGCCAACAGCCAGCAUCCUGCAAUACUGUUAUCUCGAGAGAUCUUGUCACGUGUCGGUGUCAUGUGAGAAUUGGAGAUAAAAACCCUCUGUUGGUUGUUCCCGUUC
This is a messenger RNA of Fusarium verticillioides 7600, 1528 nucleotides long. RefSeq lists its product as hypothetical. Gene Ontology annotation, molecular function: oxidoreductase activity. The transcript has 5 exons. The record is from RefSeq and is a predicted model, not a curated record. Lineage: Eukaryota; Fungi; Ascomycota; Sordariomycetes; Hypocreales; Nectriaceae. The coding region runs from base 1 to 1224 and encodes 407 amino acids.